AUGAAUAUGUGGGUAAAGGCGUCCACUGCUUCCAGCCGUCCGUUGAGCCAGGAAGAACGUGCUCGUCGAAGACUUUCACUCAGACGGCUCACCUGCAAGCCUCACACGCGCCACCCGCACGUUCUUGCGUUGAUUCACUAUGGAACUGUCCUUGAUUCCUACGAUGACAAGGCUUCCGACGUACUCGUUCUUUGCCUGGUGCGGAACACACAUGUCAGGGAUGCAGUAGAGAACCGUAUACUCGAUGCAUUUGACAGCGAGGGUGACAUUUUACAAGAGAAGCGCGCAAACGUUGAGUUCGAGCUAUUAGAGCUCGCUCAAAAGGCGCUUCCAUACGUUGAGCGUUUCUAUAUCACAGCAACAAGGGUCGUGAUCCGGACGGAAUCAGAUUCAAAGUUGACGUUUUCCACCAGUGAAGAGGAUGAGCUCGUCUUUCCUCUUUCCAACGUCCCACGUUCGUUAUCCUCGCUUCAUCCGCCUACGGUACAGAUUGCAGACCUUAAGCGGAUCGGCCUGGCUGGCAGAUUCGGGCUAUCCGCAGGUAUUGACAGAGUACACUGGAAGGGACGUGAGGGCGUCUUUGCUUUCAAGCGGACCGGGAGAGACACUGAUGUAACGAGUCAUGAGAUCGGAAUACUUCUACAAUCACCACUCAACGCCGGUGGGAACGGUCGUAUUUUGAAACUCUCAGCCGUUGUAAUUGAUCCGCGCAAUCGUUUGCGCGGGUUUCUUUCACCCUUUGAACCGUAUGGAAGUAUCGAGGAGGUCUUCAGUAACGGACGUCAGUUUCCAGUUUCGCGACCAGAAAGUGGUGAGAUUGGAAGUACUGUCUUUCCUCGCCAACCAGAAUGGAAAGAUAAACUUCGCUGGGCCGCUCAACUCGCCCGCGGUGUUGCGACGCUGCAUGAUGGGAACGUGGCAGCCGGCCCGCUUACUUUACGCAACUUAAACCCGCGAAAUGUUCUCGUUUCUGGUUCUGCAACGUCUUCAAGCUGUCGGGACACUUACCUAGUUUUCGCCGGUCUGCGUGGAGCCGCUUCGCCAACUGGAAUGCGUUACUCAAAGAGAUGGGCUGCCCCUGAACGUUUACGAAGGCCGACGUACGAAAUCGGCACAGCGCUUGACGUGGCAAACCUUGGGAUGGUUCUGUGGGCGCUCGCAGAAGAGAAUUUUGAUGGUUUCCCUGAUAUUUAUAGUACCGCGCGUCGAGAUUCGGCGGCCAGUACUAACUCGUCGCGUGGUGGACCCACCACACAAGGACGCAGUGAUCUUUGGCAGAAGGACAAUCCUGCAACACCUGGAUGGUACAGGCUGCUUAUUGAAAGCUGUGUUGAAGAGGAGCCUGCCCGGCGCCCGAAAGCUGCUGAAGUUGCUGCUGCAUUGGAGAGGCAAUUGCAAUUCCUGGAACGUAAUUCGACGUAG
Molecule: messenger RNA, 1422 nt
Organism: Fomitiporia mediterranea MF3/22
Lineage: Eukaryota; Fungi; Basidiomycota; Agaricomycetes; Hymenochaetales; Hymenochaetaceae
Exons: 3
Coding region: 1-1422 (473 amino acids)
Biological process (GO): protein phosphorylation
Molecular function (GO): protein kinase activity; ATP binding
Source: RefSeq, a predicted model, not a curated record